GGUGCUUUUCUGGCAUCUCUGUACCGUAUCUAUAGCAAAUUAACUCUGUAUCAACAGUACAGGUAGUACACACGGUGAAAAAUCAAAUUUUUAUAGAAAAAACCCAUAAUCCGUAUAAACAAAGAUACGUUUAAAAGAUUUCAUCGCUAUUGAUGAUAUUAGUUAAUUUGAUACGAAACGCAAGGUUAUGAGAGUUAUUACACGACUGUACAACAGAAAUAAUUCUUACUUAAAAACGGAAGAAGUUGUAUAAUGUAAUAAAUUCAUAUUGUUGUAGAAACGUGUCUAAUUUGGGGAACUCAGUGAAAAUAUAAGUUUGUUCUUUAGAUCAUUUUUAUUAAAAAACAGUCAAAAUGCCGUUUAUGAUCGGUCCAAGUCCUAUACGUAGAACAUUAAAAUAUUUAGAAGCUGGCAAACUAAUUCUCAAAGAUGCGAUACAUAUAUUUUCCAUUAAUUAUAAUACACACGGAUCAAAUCAUCAAGGAACUAGGGAUUUUGUGUUUUGGAAUUUACCUCAAAUUAAAUAUAAAAAUCCAGCAGUGCAGGUUAUUACUUUUAGAAAUUUGACACCAACACCUUUCAUAAGAUGUUAUUAUGGUAAUGGCAAAACUAUGUUAAUUGAUGUGGAUAACAAGAGUAAGGAUGAUAUAUUACAGCAUCUUUGUCAAGUGGUAGGUAAAACACAAGACCAAUUGGAAAUUGAAAAUAUAAUUAGGAGAAAACAAGACAAUCCUGCAAAUUUUGGUGUUGGUUGUUCAAAAAGUUGUAUUUGCACAGUUCCUAAUCAAGUACCAUGUCCUGGUAUAGUACCUUUACCAUUUCAUAUGCGUGGUAAAACAAAAAAUGCUAAGAAAAAUGAAAUGUAAAAUUAUUCAAACAAUUCUAUUGUAAAUAUAAUAAAAGUAACCA
Colletes gigas is the source of this 909-nucleotide messenger RNA. It is a transcript of the gene mRpS25, whose product is annotated as probable 28S ribosomal protein S25, mitochondrial. Gene Ontology annotation, molecular function: structural constituent of ribosome. Gene Ontology annotation, cellular component: mitochondrion. The transcript has 4 exons. Bases 354 to 866 code for a protein of 170 amino acids. The record is from RefSeq and is a predicted model, not a curated record. Lineage: Eukaryota; Metazoa; Arthropoda; Insecta; Hymenoptera; Colletidae.